Messenger RNA from Kluyveromyces lactis, 981 nucleotides. RefSeq names its product phosphatidylinositol-3-phosphate-binding ubiquitin-protein ligase (gene PIB1). The coding region runs from base 1 to 981 and encodes 326 amino acids. The record is from RefSeq and is a predicted model, not a curated record. NCBI's taxonomy places the organism in Eukaryota, Fungi, Ascomycota, Saccharomycetes, Saccharomycetales, Saccharomycetaceae. Gene Ontology annotation, molecular function: metal ion binding. The transcript has a single exon.
AUGACUACUGGUGCUCUGGUGGCAGGGCACGUCGAUGGUGAAACGAUGACUGUCACUGGUUCUUCGGAUAAUGCAAGGAGAGACAGAGACAGAUGGCGGAAUGGUAAUAUUUCCAGUCAGUUUGUGAACGAGUUUGGCGAGUGGGAAAAGGAUGAGAAUGUGACGCAGUGUCUAAGUUGUGGGAUCAAGUUUAGUUUUCUAGUGAGGCGUCAUCACUGUAGAUGUUGUGGCAGAAUUUAUUGUGCUACUUGUUGUUCAAAAUUCGCAUGGUAUGAUAAAAACCGGGUUAAAGUGGUUUUGAAAAGUCCAGCAGAGUAUGAAAUGGAACCGUACAGGACUUGUGAUUCCUGCUAUGAAAAUCUAUUACAAAUGAAGCUACUGAGAACUGCGUGGGGUGAAAUACAGUUACCGAAACCACCAAGACGAAUCGGAAAUUCUAUGGGAUCUACUUCCGAAAUCAACUCCAUCCGAUCAUCGUCCAUAAGGCCUUUUGAAUUUAUGAAGAACCAAAACGUUGUGGAAAAUGUACGAGAAACUGAAAGCGAGAGAAAUAGUCCCAGGAAUAUACAUGCUGCUGAUGAAGAUUACGAUCGAUGUCCAAUUUGUAAUUUUGACUUACAAGUUUUCGGAUCAGAAGAAGCAGCCCAACAAGAACAUGUAAGCGAAUGCAUACGGCAAGCAGAACUUGCUCAACAGCAGCAUAGUCUUAUCGGAAGUCCAACUUACCAGAACAGAAUGCUCGUAUACCAAAUACCUAAAAACGCUACGAAUAUUCAAGAGUGUCCAAUAUGUUUCGAAGAAAUGGCUCCAGGACAAAAAGUCGGUAGGCUAGAGUGCCUAUGUGUGUUUCAUUAUCACUGUAUAAAGAGUUGGUUUAAGAAGAAGGUACAAAAAUUAGCUACGGUGAAUUCCGCAACUCAGGACUCUGUCUCCAUGCUUGGUAAAAACUACUGUCCAUUUCAUGACGCAGUAUACUACUAA